Colletotrichum spaethianum is the source of this 615-nucleotide messenger RNA. RefSeq lists its product as uncharacterized. The record is from RefSeq and is a predicted model, not a curated record. The coding region runs from base 1 to 615 and encodes 204 amino acids. The transcript has 2 exons. Lineage: Eukaryota; Fungi; Ascomycota; Sordariomycetes; Glomerellales; Glomerellaceae.
AUGAAUCCCACGCCGGCGCCGACCGCCGCUCCCGAACUGCUAGCCGGCAUGCGGCCCCGCAAGUCGGCCCAGUCGACCCGGGACCGCCUGCCGGCCCAGACCGAGGUCGAGGAGGAGGAGGAAUACGACGACGUGGUCGCGCGGGAGGAGCGGGAGCGGGCGGCGCAGACCAAGGAACCGUGGUACACGGUGUUCCUGUCGAGCUUCCAGAGCAUCGAGUUGGAGAACAAGGGCAGCGUGGCCCGCGACCACCUCGCACUCGAACGAACCUUUCUCGCAUGGCUCCGCACCUCGCUCGCCUUCGCCUCGAUAGGCAUCGCCGUGACGCAGCUCUUCCGCCUCAACUCGUCCCUCUCCAACCCCGACUCCACCGACCCCAACGCCCACACCCUGCGACAGCUGGGCAAGCCCCUCGGCGCCACCUUCCUGGCCAUCAGCAUCCUCAUCCUCUUCCUCGGCUACCAGCGCUACUUCCGCGCCCAGCAGUGGGUCAUGAAGGGCAAGUUCCCGGCCAGCAGGGGCACCAUCAUACUCGUCUCCCUCGUCGCCUUUGCCCUGAUGGCGGUGAGCCUGGUGGUUGUCGUGGUCGUGAGCCCGACGAGCAGGGAGCGGUGA